AUGUCAGGGCCCAAUGUGAAGCGCAAGCUGCUCCUCAGGUUGAGUCUUAGACGGUGUCUGCUAUUGCCACUUUGCACACGGGCUGUGCAUCACGCCAAGGUCGUUCGUGCUCGCGCAUGGGUGGAAAUACUCGUCUCCCGCCCUAAGGAUUGUGCUGAGCUGUACAAAUGCGGAGAAAGAAUCAGCGGCGUUUACUCAAUAGACCCUGAUGGUUUAGGUCCCUUUAAAGUGUAUUGUGACCAGACAACAGAAGGUGGGGGAUGGACGGUGUUUCAGAGGAGACUGGAUGGUUGCUUGGAUUUUAACCGCGAUUGGGCUGACUACAAGCAUGGCUUCGGUAAUUUUCUUAUUGGUGAAUAUUGGCUCGGAUUGGACAAGAUUUAUCGUCUGACGCAAAAGGAGACGGAAAACAGACUUCGAGUAGAUCUGGGAAGAGUUAAGAGCAAUGCGGUCUACGCUGAAUAUUCGUGGUUCAAGAUCGGAGACGAGAAAGCCAUGUACCAGCUAAACCUUGGAAAUAUUGCAAAUGCGACUGUCCAUGACUCUCUCGAGUAUCAUAAUGGCUCGUCGUUUGGUACCCGGGAUAAAGUUAAUGAACACUGUGUCCAUAAUAUAUCGGGAGGCUGGUGGUACGUCAAAAGUACUGAGUGUGCUGUGUUGUCAAAUCUCAAUGGUGCUCAUCAGCAUUGUGGAAAGGAGAACAAGACCACAGCCAGGGUCUGGGCCGAGCAAAAGAUCCAUUGGGGUGACUUAGCUGUCACUGCAGGAGAAACCGCUCCAACGACAUCUGAAAUGAAAAUUAAAACUGUGGACUUUCCUUAA
Messenger RNA from Pocillopora verrucosa, 822 nucleotides. The record is from RefSeq and is a predicted model, not a curated record. NCBI's taxonomy places the organism in Eukaryota, Metazoa, Cnidaria, Anthozoa, Scleractinia, Pocilloporidae.